Erigeron canadensis is the source of this 915-nucleotide messenger RNA. RefSeq names its product elongation factor 1-alpha-like. The record is from RefSeq and is a predicted model, not a curated record. Gene Ontology annotation, molecular function: GTP binding. The transcript has 2 exons. Bases 1 to 915 code for a protein of 304 amino acids. Lineage: Eukaryota; Viridiplantae; Streptophyta; Magnoliopsida; Asterales; Asteraceae.
AUGGAAGUAAUUUUGUUUGAGUUCAGCUGGAAGGAGCUCUGGUCCCAUUUGUGGGCUUCCAAACGCAAAGAAAUAAUAAAAGUGGUGCAUAUGUGGGCUCGGCCACAAAAGACUCAUAUCAACAUCUCAUUUGUCCUAAUCUCUGGUUUUGAGGGCGACAACUUGACUGAGACGUCACCUAACCUUCCGUGGUACACAGGUCCAACUCUACUUGAAGCCAUUGACCGGAUCAAUGAGCCGAAAAGACCAUCUGACAAGCCUCUCCGUCUUCCCCUUCAUGAUGUCUAUAAGAUUGGUGGGAUUGGAACUGUGCCUGUGGGACAGGUUGAAACUGGUGUGAUUAAGCCAGGUAUGGAGGUCACUUUUGGCUUUGGUUUGACAACUGAAGUCAAAUCUGUAGAGAUGCACUCCAAAGCACUGCCUGAGGCAUUGCCAGGAGAUUUUGUUGGUUUCAAUGUUCAGAAUGUUGCUGCAAAGGAUCUUAAGCGUGGGUAUGUUGCUUCAAACUCUAAGGAUGACCCUGCAAAGGGUGCUGCUAGUUUUACAUCUCAUGUCAUCGUCAUGAACGACUACCCGGGUCAAAUUAAAGUAGGGUAUGAACCAUUGCUAUCUUGCCAUACUUCUCACGUUGCAGUUAAGUUUGCUGAACUGUUGACCAAGAUUGACCGUGAUACUUAUGAGGAUCUUGAGAGUAAGCCCAAGUUUUUGAAAGGUGGCGACGCUGGAAUAGUGAAGAUGGUUCCAAUAAAGCCGAUGGUGGUUGAGAUUUUCUCUGAGUAUCCUACAUUGGGUCGAUUUGUUGUGAGGAACUUAAGACAGACUGUUGCUGUGGGCGUGAUCAAGAACGUGGAUAAGAGGGUUCCAAUUAAAAGAUUAUCAGCUCAAUGCGGCGGGGGUGGCGACGACGUGAUAUAG